Molecule: messenger RNA, 1243 nt
Organism: Durio zibethinus
Lineage: Eukaryota; Viridiplantae; Streptophyta; Magnoliopsida; Malvales; Malvaceae
Source: RefSeq, a predicted model, not a curated record
GGAUUAAAACAUUAAUCUUCUAAUCAACAAGUUAGAAAUUCAGUGAGAUUGUGUCACCUGCACUAAUAAUAAUUCUCUAAUUAAUUCGUUUAUUGCCAUUUAUUCUUCUGUAAAAGGAAUUAAGAAAUCAUUUUUUUCUUUUCAAUCUCCCAACUCAAAUUUAUUAUCCAAAUUCUAUUGGGUCAUAUUUAAUCUAGGUUCUACAAAUAUGGUAAUGCAGUACUACUAAUAACAAUCCAAACACCGUCUUAGCUGACAUCAAAACGUAUAAAAAUGCCACCGAAUGUUUUCCAAAAUUCCGUAAAGUAGCGCCAUGGCGAGUCUCUUCAUCACCACCAGCAUCAGCUCAGUCUCACCCUCACUCCCUCUCUAUCCCCCGAUCUCACCUGCAACCUUCAGGCCUCUCCACGUACCAACUCCGGUGGCUGUUGCAUUCUCCAGCCACGUAUCUCAGCGUAAAACAAGAGCGUUGGCGGUGGUGACACGUGCGGGUCCCAACACCAGCAGCUACGUGUUCGCCGUGGCUUUCCCGCUAUCUCUCCUGGCUGUUACCAUCUUCACUUCUAUUAAGAUUGCUGAUAAGCUUGACAAGGACUUCCUCGAAUAUUUUACUAUAAGUCAAGCAAUAAGGGAAGCGGAUGAAGAGGAUGAUGAUGAUGACGAUGAUGAUGAUGAUGGCGAUGAUGUUAUAUCUUUGGAGGACAUAGUGCAAGAACCUGUUCUUCCACGUACACGAAACCGCCCCAAGAGGGAAGUGUAGGCAGCCAGGCAGCAUCUAGUUACUUGGUUUCAUGUAAUUGUAUAAUUAACUCGUGCAAAAGAUUCAACCGAAUUAUGAAAAUUUCCUUGUGGUUUCUCAUUUUAACUCUAGCAUGAACGAAAAGUCUUUAACAUGCAAUUUGAUUUAAGGAAAACACCAAACGUCUAUUCAGGAAUUGUGGGUCCUUAGCUGCCCACAGCUCCAAUCCCUUCCACCUGAGGGGCUCCCUUUCUUCACAACGGUGCUCAAUGCUGACGGAAUAUUUCCAAAAGGAUAAAGGUAAAGAUGGGGCUACAUUUGUCUUUAACAUGAAAAAAGAACGCUAUGCUACAUAUAUAUAUAUACCUAAAACGGUUUAAGAGAGUUCAAUUCUCCUAUCAUUUUAAAAGCCACAUAUAAUGGGAGCUUAAUUGGGUUAACGUUGUCCUGCUCUGUUCAAUCAAUAGCAAUACCGGUAUAACCAAGAUGUAAGCAACUACUCUC